AUGCCUCAUAAACGUCGAUUCUGGACGAACAAAACUCGAACCAAUGCUCUGUUUCUACUUACAGCCGUUGUUUGCACCGUUUCUGUAGCUGUUUUGAUGAUUCAGAAACUGCUGUUUCAUGUUCUGCGUCAGGCGGACGAUUUAGACGAUGAUCCUGAUGCCGAUACAACGCCUGCAUUGCAGGAAUUGUACUCUAGUUGGGCGCUUUUCAUUCUUCUCGUCUUAUUGAUUGGUGCCCUGUUGACGAGUUAUUAUGUCCAGUUAAAGCGUAUCCGUGCUGUUCAUGAGACGGUUAUUUCUGUUUUUGUCGGUAUGAUCGUUGGUUUGAUUAUUCGAGUAUCGCCCGGUCUGAUUAUUCAAAACAUGGUAUCGUUUCAUUCGACAUACUUCUUUAACGUUUUACUGCCCCCAAUUAUUCUCAAUUCUGGUUACGAGUUGAACCAGACUAAUUUUUUCCGAAACAUUGGAACCAUCUUGACAUUUGCAUUUGCUGGAACCUUUAUCUCAGCAGUUGUGAUGGGAUUUCUAAUCUAUCUUUGGUCGUUUCUUGGAAUUGAGAGCCUCAGAUUAUCGCUGGUCGAAGCAUUGGCCGUUGGUGCAACAUUGUCCGCUACUGAUCCCGUUACCGUUCUUGCUAUUUUUAAUUCGUACAAAGUUGAUCAGAAACUCUACACGAUUAUUUUCGGAGAAAGUAUUCUUAAUGAUGCGGUCGCUAUUGUCAUGUUUGAGACUUUGCAAAAGUUUUACGUGAUUGGCGUAUCCGUUGGCUUUCUUACUGCCUUACUGUUGAAACAUUCGUCCUUGCGCCGCUACCCUCACAUUGAGUCUUGUAUCAUUUUAUUGAUGGCUUAUGCUUCAUACUUUUUCUCGAAUGGCUGUCACAUGUCUGGUGUCGUUUCACUUCUAUUCUGUGGCAUAACCCUGAAGCAUUAUGCUUUUUAUAACAUGUCUUACAAAGCUAAGCUUAGUACGAAGUACGUGUUCCGCGUGCUUGCUCAGCUGAGCGAAAACUUCAUUUUCAUUUACCUGGGUAUGUCCUUGUUCACCCAGGCUGAUUUGGUGUAUAAGCCCUUGUUUAUUCUUGUUUCUACUGUUGCUGUCUGUGCUUCUCGAUAUGCCAAUGUUUUCCCACUCAGUAAUUUCAUUAAUAAACUGGGUCAUAGGGCUUCAGGAAACAACGUCGACCGCAUUCCUUACAGUUACCAGGUAAUGCUUUUUUGGGCAGGCCUUCGCGGUGCCGUCGGAGUGGCACUGGCUGCUGGGUUGGAGGGCGAGAAUGCACAAUCAUUACGUGCAACAAUUCUUGUUGUCGUCGUGCUUACUGUUAUUAUUUUUGGUGGUACUACAGCAAGAAUGUUGGAAAUUAUGGGCAUUCAAACGGGAGUCGAAGAUGAGGAGGAAAGUGAUGGAGAAAUCGUUCCCUCUUGGGGACGACAGGGUAAUGAUCGUGUUCUGCCGCGCGACAGUCUGGAACUCCAACAAGCUGUACAACCCGCUGAUUUGACUCAAUCAUUUGGCUUGUCUGCCUCUGACGACGAUGAGCCAGUCGUUCCCGAAGGUGCUGUCGUGAAUACUGCUGGUCGGUUUUCCCAAUAUCAGCGAGCUGCAGACAUGUUCAACGACUUUAUCCGUUCUUCGCGUGAAGAUCAAGCACAAUGGCUUAUACGCUUUGAUGAAAAUGUUCUUAAACCCGUUCUCAUCGAACAAGACAUACUAAAACGAACUACUGAGCCUUAG
Schizosaccharomyces japonicus yFS275 is the source of this 1737-nucleotide messenger RNA. Its product is annotated as CPA1 sodium ion/proton antiporter. Bases 1 to 1737 code for a protein of 578 amino acids. Gene Ontology annotation, biological process: sodium ion transmembrane transport; sodium ion transport; regulation of pH. Gene Ontology annotation, molecular function: sodium:proton antiporter activity; potassium:proton antiporter activity; antiporter activity. The record is from RefSeq and is a predicted model, not a curated record. The transcript is spliced from 4 exons. Gene Ontology annotation, cellular component: late endosome; trans-Golgi network; fungal-type vacuole membrane. NCBI's taxonomy places the organism in Eukaryota, Fungi, Ascomycota, Schizosaccharomycetes, Schizosaccharomycetales, Schizosaccharomycetaceae.